AAGUGGACGGACAAGAUGAGUGCAAAUCUUUCAUUGAACGGCUAUGUGCUUUCCAAUAAACUGUUGAUCGGUAUGGGCGUCAGCCUGAUUGCUGUAGGAGGCGCCGGCUACCUGGUUUAUCGRCACUUGCAUCGCGAUGUGAUGCCAUYGAAAUGGAGACGAGUCGGGAAAUUGCAACGGGUGAAUGUGUUCCCAGUCAAGUCGUGUGCUCCAUUGGWGGUWGACCCCCAACAGGAAUACGAUUGUGACGUGCUUGGCAUUGGCAUUGGAAAUGUGCGGGAUCGCAAAUUCAUGUUAGUCAAUGAUAAUAAUGAAAUGAUAACCGCCAGAGGUUAUCCGCAUAUGGUUAAAAUUCAGCCAAAGGCGCUGCCUAAUGGGUUGGUGUUCAGUGCACCUGGAAUGCCCGACUUGGAACUGGAUUUCCGUCACUUGGAGUCGCCCUCUAAGGACGUACGCACUUCCGUUUGGGGCGUGGCAAUAGACGUGAUGCUGUGCGGCAGCCGCUUUGACAAAUGGUUCUCACAGUUCAUACUUAAGGAGGAUUCGGGCCUAAAGCUUGUAUACUAUCCAUAUCCAGGACCAGUGCGUGCCACUAAUCCACGACUUAGGCAUAUGCCUUAUAUAAAACAGGCCGACUCGGGCACACUCAAUGAUGCAACUAGCUAUAUGCUCAUGAAUUUAGCUUCAAUAGAUGAUUUAAAUACUCGGUUGAAGACUCCGGUGGAUCCAUUGCAAUUCCGUGGAAACUUUGAAUUAAAAAUGGAUGUUGAUGACCCGUACAGUGAAGACCACUGGCAGUGGAUUCGCAUUGGCAACGAUGCCGUUUUUCGUAUAGUUGCACCUUGCACCAGGUGCAUCUUUCCAAAUAUUAAUGUUCAAACGGCUGAGCGGAAUGCCGAUGGUGAGCCGCUAAAAACAUUGCGCAGCUAUCGACUGUUUAACUAUGCCUCUCCAGCGCUGGGUAUACAUUUGGGUCUACGGCAAGCAGGAAGCGUUAAGGUUAAUGAUGUUAUUUACGUAGAAGACAAGUGAAACUGGACCUGGUAACUGAGGAUAUACACUUUAUAUACAUACAUUUUUAUUCCAUAUAACAGAGAUUAUUGAUAGUACGAAACUUUGUAUAUGAUAGUAAUAAUAAUAAACAUUGCUGCAACAAC
This is a messenger RNA of Drosophila arizonae, 1157 nucleotides long. It is a transcript of the gene Marc, whose product is annotated as Mitochondrial amidoxime reducing component. NCBI's taxonomy places the organism in Eukaryota, Metazoa, Arthropoda, Insecta, Diptera, Drosophilidae. The record is from RefSeq and is a predicted model, not a curated record. Gene Ontology annotation, molecular function: catalytic activity; molybdenum ion binding; pyridoxal phosphate binding.